CCAAGACUUUGACCACGAGAACAGGUAGCAUUCGAAUGUUUAACUCAAAUACUCAACAACCAAAAGCCAAGCAGCAAUUGUAGAACAGAUACCUACCAAACUCCAUUAACAGAGAAGAAACUUAAGCUCUUGUCACCCUCAGAAACAAAGAAAAAGAAAGUAACAGAGUUUUUGAGGGUUGAUCACUUUUCUCUACCAUGUCUGAUAUUGCCCAAGAAGCAUGGAGAAAAUAUCUUAUUCAACUUCAAGCUCACCCUCUUAGAACCAAGGCAAUUACAGCUGGGGUUUUAGCUGGAUGCAGUGACUUGAUAGCUCAAAAGAUUUCUGGGGUCAGAAGGCUUCAGUUGAGAAGAUUGCUUCUAAUCAUGCUCUAUGGCUUUGCAUAUUCAGGACCAUUUGGACACUUCCUUCACAAACUGAUGGAUGCCAUUUUCAGGGGAAAGAAAGGCAGUAAAACUGUAGCAAAGAAGGUGUUGUUGGAGCAAUUGACUUCUUCUCCUUGGAACAACUUUUUCUUCAUGAUGUAUUAUGGAUUGGUGGUUGAAGGAAGACCAUCGGGUUUGGUCAGAAGUAAAGUUAGAAAGGAUUACCCUACUGUUCAGUUGACUGCUUGGAAGUUUUGGCCUAUAGUUGGCUGGAUAAACUACCAGUAUAUGCCCCAGCAGUUUCGAGUUUUGUUUCACAGUUUUGUUGUCUCCUGCUGGGCCAUCUUCCUCAAUCUGAAAGCAAGAUCUAUUGCAAUCAAGGCGGCGUAGUAGAAUGUCGGAGACUCGAUUUCUCUUACACAACUUACUUAUCUAUCAGUAAAACUGUCUUGUUUGGGGGAAUGCUUAGGAUUAUUUCCCAUUGGUUAUGAUUGGUUUGCAAUAUUUUAGUGUUAAGCUUUUCUAAAAUGGUUGGAUUCUAAAGUAGGUUUGAUUAUGUGGUUGUUGUAGACUAUUUGGUAUGGUAAUUAUAAGAUGAUACAGUGUUCAG
Messenger RNA from Durio zibethinus, 975 nucleotides. RefSeq names its product Peroxisomal membrane 22 kDa (Mpv17/PMP22) family protein. The record is from RefSeq and is a predicted model, not a curated record. NCBI's taxonomy places the organism in Eukaryota, Viridiplantae, Streptophyta, Magnoliopsida, Malvales, Malvaceae. Gene Ontology annotation, cellular component: membrane; cytoplasm.